AAGGGUUGGGAGACAAGAGGAAGGGGGCUGGCCUGCUUGGGAUGGGAGGGGGAGGUGGAUUUUCCACUCAUGGAAGGGGAGGAAAGGGCAGAGGGUGGGGGCUUCCUUGGGAAGCUCAGGGAUGAGUCACCCAGGGCCAGGGGAGUGGAGGGUGGAUAGGAUAUGGAGACCAGGGGCGCUGGGGACUGGAGGGUGGCCCAGCAACAAUGGAAACCAGCCAAUGCAGCAGCAAGAGGAAUCGGCUCAGACACCAGGAAGACACAUCCAGAGGUCCCCUGAGAAGCGUUAGCAAACCUCCGAGGGGCUGUGCGUGGAGAAGCCCCGGUGCGCAUGCUCUGUCCUGAUGGAGGACAGCUGGACUAGGACCCUCCAGGCUCUUCAAUUCUUAGCGCUUCCAGACUUUGAGAAGCUGAGGAGCUGGGAAGCUCAGACAUCAUCUUGCCUGAGUCGGGGACCAGUGACUUGAAGUGCAAACUCUUUGGCAGGUCUCUCUGGAGCAGGAUGGCCCAGGAGCUCAGCGAGAAGGAGCUCCUGAAGAUGGAGGUAGAACAGCUGAGGAAGGAAGUCAAGAACCCAAGGAGCCCGAUUUCCAAGACGGGAAAGGAAAUCAAGGAUUAUGUGGAGGCUGAAGCAGGAAACGACCCUCUCCUCAAAGGCAUCCCUGAGGACAAGAAUCCCUUCAAGGAGAAAGGCGGCUGCACCCUAAGCUGAGGGCUCUGGAGGCCCCCCCCCACCCCGACCGUCUGCCCCUCCUCAACCCCACUCUUCCCCAGGAACCCAGGGUUCCAGGGGCGGGGGGACACUCUCCACCCUCUCUCGGCCACAGCAGGAGGAGACCCCCAGCCCGUGCACUGGGGAGCCGUUCCUCACUCCUGCCCUUAGCUCUCCACCACCACCCCUGGGUCACUGCGGGCUCCCCUUGGAGGCCCUUGAUGACCGCUGCUCUGGCUCAGCAGCCGUGGCACAUUCCAUGGUGGGGUCCGAAGAGCCCGCCACGCCCUGGGACCCCAGACAGCAUCCUUAGAGACGUUGACCCCUCCCUACGGCCCUCCCAGUCUUUCCCUCCACUCUCUUCCUAGGAACCAGCAUUCCUAUUCAUAGCCGUUUGCGUGGAGGGCCCCAGUGGGGGAGGCCCUUCUUCCCCAUCUUGUGUCUGACCCUGUGGUCCUCCUCCUAGUCACUUAGAUCGCCCCAGAGGGCUGAGGACACAAAGAGUUUGUGACUUCAUGAGGUCACGCUCUAUUUAAUGUUGUGGGGUGUCUGUUCCGUGCUGGGCACUGGGGAGGGCAGAGUAGCAGCGCUGACACAGCGGGAACAGAGUUGGCAGUGAGGUCAGUAAGCGCUUCUGUGCAGAAAGGACCACCAGUGGCGUGGGCCACACGGCAGACAGACACCCAGGGCCAUGGGCAAGGUCCGAGGGAACUGUUGCAGGCCAGUGGGCCGUGGGGAGGAAUGGGGCACACGGGGGCCCAAGAGGGAGGUGCGCGAAGCCUUAAAGGACCCCCGUGAACUCAGUUAAGAACUGUGUUCUCCACCCGCCGUGACAGGCAUGAAGCAGCCAAGGGACAGGAUUUGAUGAGCAGGAGGGAGGUUGGCUCCUGGCUAAGGAGGACACGGAUUCCUGGGCCUUGUCAGCAAGGAGAUUAUAGUCUUAUGGAACCACAGAAGGCAAGCCGAGAACAGGGCAUAAGCUGAUACCCCGUAACCCCGGUCGCCCCUCCCCCAGGUGGGAUCUGUGUGACAAUCCCGCCGCCCUAAAGCAAAGGGAAGGAAAAACAAAUAGUUACCUUCUUAGAGAUCACAGCCCUGCAAGAUAGGAGUCUCCCUUGGUUUACAAGUGUCAGCUAUUUACCGGGGGUGGGGGGGGAGCAUUCUUACCAAAAACCUAACUUCCAGAAGGAAACUCCCAACUGUCUUACGGUCUGUGCUUUCCUAGAGGGAAAAACAAUACUCACCUGACAAUGGCAAGGCCUCCCAUAUCUUGUAGGUCCUUUCUAGCACACAAAAAUUCUUUUGAAAACCUUGUUUUUUCCUUACCCCCAGCUCCCAAGUAUAUAACCCGCCACCCCUCACAACCCUGGGCCAGCAGCUCUUUCUGCCCACGGGCCCUGUCCCCGUGCUUUAAUAAAACCACCAUUUUGCACCAAA
Molecule: messenger RNA, 2148 nt
Organism: Mustela lutreola (European mink)
Lineage: Eukaryota; Metazoa; Chordata; Mammalia; Carnivora; Mustelidae
Gene: GNGT2
Product: G protein subunit gamma transducin 2
Exons: 5
Coding region: 502-711 (69 amino acids)
Biological process (GO): G protein-coupled receptor signaling pathway
Cellular component (GO): heterotrimeric G-protein complex
Molecular function (GO): G-protein beta-subunit binding
Source: RefSeq, a predicted model, not a curated record